GUAGAAGUGUAGUAUGUAGAGUGCGUUUGUAGGUGAUAGCGCAGCCUCCGGAUCUCUGUGGUUGGAGGUUUACUUCACUUCAUUGUAUAUAUCAUGUUUCUUCAGGGAAUGAUAAGACAAUAAGCCAACAUGAAAUCAGGACGCAUUGUAUGGGCGUUAGUGUGGGCGUUGCUGGGUGUGGGAGUGGGCGGAGACGGGAACAAAGGAGUAAAAGACUAUAAAGAGUGUAAGGCAAAAACACUGUGGGUUGAGAAGACCGAAUUUCGAAACAUCCCGGAAGAAAAGUUUCUGAGAACAAACGCAUAUUACGAUGCUCCUCAAGUUAUGACCAAGUUGUUGCUGUCUACGAAGUCUAUUCCUUACUUCGUCACACAAACGCAAAUGGUACCCCAGUUUAUGACUCGCCUUGCAACAUUGCCUCAGUACAUCACUCACACCGUCUUUAAGACUUUCAUACGAUCCAUCACCAAGACUGUCAAGACUUAUCACACAAUAACAGCAAUCAGGACGCAGAAAUUCUACUCUACUGUGUGUCCUUAUAACCAGCACUAGCAUUUACAUGUAUUAACUGCAGUCUGCAACAUUUUUCUUGAGUUUACCAUAACAUUUUUGUCGUUUUCUUUCAUCAUUUUUCAAAGAAAGCAAAGGCUGAGAAUAAUUGUAUUAAUAUAAUUUUACGGCAUAAAAGAACAUGUCCUUUGGGUCUCUAUAUUGUGAAGUAUGUUUUAUUUUGGGAAUUAUAUAUGUAUAUGUAAGUGUCUGUGCGUGUAAUAUACAAAUAUUGUCAGGUAAACUUGUCUAAUUUUAUUUUAUGAGUAUGAUAUAUUCAAUGAUAUGUAUGAUAAUUUGAUUGGAAAAUUGAAACUGAAUUUACACAUGAACAGUUACGAUUGUUCUUUUGUUUGUUUGUUUAUUUGUUUGUUUAUGACAAUGGCGUAUAAAUGAAACCGAUAUAUUUGAUUAAACAUAUCUAUAAAAUUCUGUUUCAUUAGGGAUAGUGUUAAAAUUGACAUUUUUUGUAUUACUGUUAUAAGUAAAACAGUUUCUUUG
Messenger RNA from Penaeus indicus, 1050 nucleotides. RefSeq lists its product as uncharacterized. The coding region runs from base 130 to 552 and encodes 140 amino acids. The transcript has 5 exons. The record is from RefSeq and is a predicted model, not a curated record. NCBI's taxonomy places the organism in Eukaryota, Metazoa, Arthropoda, Malacostraca, Decapoda, Penaeidae.